CGCUCUUAGCCCGCGCGCCCGCCAGCCUGCCGGCUCGCCAGCUGCCCGCGCCCGCCGCAGGCCUACAGCCAGUCCCCCGCGGGCCGGGCGACCUGCAACUCGCUCACGCCCCGCCCCGCCCCUGCCCUUCUGCAGGACGAGUAACGAUUACGAGGCACUUUCUUGGCCGCGAUUUCUGCUUAGUCAUUGUCUUCCAGGAAACAGCUACCUCGGUCUGCAGCCAACUCUUCCGCGGAGCCAAAGCCAGCCGCGCUUCUGCCCCGGCCGCUGCUCCGCCACUGUCCGGCCUCCUCCGCCCAAGUGCAGACCGGGCUGCAGCCGCGCGGGGCAGCGGCCUCGCGCUAACCUCUAACUUCUCGGGCCGAACACCUCGUCCUGCCGGCAGUCGACUGUCCGCCCGCCCUCCCACGGUCCCGUCGCCCCUCGGGCAGCCGCUGCCAUGGGCACCAACAGCCGCGCGGCCGGGGCGCUCCUGGCGCGGGCCAGCACCCUACACCUGCAGACCGGGAACCUGCUAAACUGGGGCCGCCUGCGGAAGAAGUGCCCGUCCACGCACAGCGAGGAGCUUCGAGAUUGUAUCCAAAAGACCUUGAAUGAGUGGAGUUCUCAAAUCAGCCCAGAUUUGGUCAAGGAGUUUCCAGAUGUCUUGGAGUGUACUGUAUCUUAUGCAAUAGAGAAGAUAAACCCUGAUGAAAGAGAAGAAAUGAAAGUUUCUGCAAAACUGUUCAUUGUAGGAUCAAAUUCUUCAUCAUCAACUAGAAAUGCAGUUGACAUGGCCUGUUCUGUCCUUGGAGUUGCACAGCUGGAUUCUGUGAUCAUUGCUUCACCUCCUAUUGAAGAUGGAGUGAAUCUUUCCUUGGAGCAUUUACAGCCUUACUGGGAGGAAUUAGAAAACUUAGUCCAAAGCAAGAAAAUUGUUGCUAUAGGUACCUCUGACCUAGACAAAACACAGUUGGAGCAGCUGUAUCAGUGGGCACAGGUAAAACCAAAUAGUAACCAAGUUAAUCUUGCCUCCUGCUGUGUGAUGCCACCUGAUUUGACUGCAUUUGCUAAACAGUUUGACAUACAGCUGUUGACUCAUAAUGAUCCAAAAGAACUGCUUUCUGAAGCAAGUUUCCAAGAAGCUCUUCAGGAAACCAUCCCUGACAUUCAAGCACACGAAUGGGUACCACUGUGGCUGCUGAGGUACUCGGUCAUUGUGAAAAGUAGAGGAAUCAUCAAAUCGAAAGGCUACAUUUUGCAAGCCAAAAGAAGGGGUUCUUAACUACAACUUAGGGUUGAUAACCUGUUGACUUGUAUUUUUCCUGAAUAUGAAGUAAGAUGUGUAAAAAUCUAGCUCUGACCUAUAAAUAGUGUCAUUGAGGCACAUAUUCUUUAGUAUGUUAAAUAGUAUGUUGUCUGUCAUGUUUUGAUUUGUUCUUUUGCCUCCAUAUGAGUCCACUCACAUGAAGCACUGUACUGUUUUUAUUAAACAAUUGUUUUCUAAUUGAAAUUGUCUAUAUAAAGAAAAUACUUGCAAUAUAUUUUUCCUUUAUUUUUAUGACUAAUAGAAAUCAAGAAAAUUUGUUGGUAGAUAUAUUUUGGCCUAGGCAUCAGGAUAAUGUAUAUACAUAUUUUUUAUUUCCAAAAAAAUUCGUUAAUUGCUUCUCACUCUACAAUACAGCAAAGCAAUUUAAUUUCAAUUAAAACUGAAAUACUAGAAGAUAUUUUUUUCUGUCUUUGAUAAAAUAAUUAUCUCUCAGAGUAACUGGAGUAGCUGGGGUCUAGUAGUAUAAAUAAAAUUUACUUCAAUACAUGGAUAGAAACAUAUUUUUUAUAUGAUCUUGCUUGUAGUUUCGAUAUGAUUUAACCAUGUAUUCUUGUGCCAUAUUUUCCUCUUCCUAUUUACAAAAACCAAAGUAAGUCUGAAGCCUAGUUUUAAAAUUGUUUGAAGCCUUUAUAAAAGCUACCACUACCAUCUCUAGAUUCUUUUUAAUUCUUAAUCCAUUCUUGAAGUAUUGUUACUCAUUUGAGAUUAUUCAGUUAGUACUGCACAGUUACAAGUGCUGGGCACUGUGGGCUCUAGAGAAGAUGAAGCACAGAGCCCCAAUCACUUAUGUGAUAUUUGUUUCCCAUUAAUAACUGACUAGGAGGGACCAAAGCCAGAAAAGUGUGAAAAAAACUUUACUUCAGGGCCAACAUUGUCUAUUUAGACAACUUUGUUUGAGCUAUGAUCUUAACUCUUUUUCUUUUGGUGCUGGGGAUUGCACCCAGGCCCUUUGCUAAAAGCACAAACUUACCACUUAGCUACACCCCAGCCUGGUCUUAACUAUCUUAAACCAGAACAAUAUAAUCAAAACUUUAGAGCUAGAAGAGACUAUAGGUCAUUGAGUAUAAUUCUUUUUUUUUUUUUUUUGGUACCGGAGAUCGAACUCGGGACCUUGUGCUUUGCAAGGCAGACAGCAAAACCACUGAGCUAAAUCCCCGGGCCUUGAGUAUAAUUGUUCAUUAGUUUAAAAACUAGAAAACUGCAAAUAAGUAAACUACAGCCUUCAAUACAUACUAUAGGUCUCCUUAAUUCUAUAAAUUCAUAACCCAAAAAAGUUUUUUAAAUUCUUAAAAAAUCUCUUGUAUCUCAAUAUUUUUAAACCAUGGAUCUAUAUAAAUCUUACCUUGCUCAAAUUUUCUCAACUUAAAGUAAUUGUGGUUCCAUACCAAAAAUUUUGGUCAUUAGAAUUACAUGAAAUCAACUAUUUGCCUGCUAAAACUUAGACUUUGAGCUUCUUAAAGCCUUCUAGCCUUUAUUAAUCGUAUGUAACCUUAAAUAUAGAGUUAACUUUUUUUUUAGAGUUAACUUUUUAAUUUAGAAAUGUACAACAUGAUAUCACAUAGUCCUUAAAUGCUUAUUUUAAAUCUAUGCAGAAAAUUGGCUGAGAUAUUCUGAAGGGGAACAUCAGUGUCACAUUUACCAUUUUUCAAAAUCCAGAACUUAAAAAGGGAUUGUCUGAAGGGUUAUUUUGAAAGUGGAAAAACUGCUUAAAUUACUUAUGUGUCUGAACCUCAGCAGAAACUUUUCAUGUGAUCUUCACUACUAUUGAAAAAGAAGCAAGAUGAUAGGUUUAUUUUGUGAAGGGAAUUACGUAUGGAGAAUUAUGUAUGUAUUUUUAAAUGAGAUUUUGAUGUUUCAUUCCACCUGAAUUUCUGUUUUUGAAUAACCUUUAAAAAACUGAGUUUUGGGGGCUGGGGAUUUAGCUCAGUGGUUCCAGUGCCUGCCGCGCAAGCGCAAGGUCGAGUUCGAUCCCCGGUACCAAAAAAAAAAAAAACAACUGAGUUUUUUUAAGGCUUUAUCAUUUUUCGACCUGUUUACAACUUUUUUUCAUGAACUGUCAGAAAUUAGUGAAUAAUGAAUACUUUCCAAAUAUUUAAGUACUUAAUGUUUUAAAAGCCAUAAAUGAAUAGAGGUAAUACUAUCAAUUGCUUAAAACUUAAAGCUAAGUUAUCAAUAGUGUAUAGAACAGAUACGUUUUCUGGGGAGAUGUGAAUCUAGUAAUCCAAGGUAAGAAGUUUAUAUAAUUUUUCCUCAGUAAAUACAUAAAGAAGCUAUAGUUUGUUAUUCCUUUUCCAGAAUACACUAGAGCCUUACUUUAACACAAUGUACUGUAACUUGGAAUUUGUCCUGAGUCCCACUCAUCAAAAAAAUUGUAGUCAUCAGAAGGACCAGUGUCUUAUAUAUUCACAUGGUGUAAAUUCUGAAGACCACAUUAUGCCAGUACAUUACUAGAGUAUUCAUUGAGGGAUGGCCAAUGCUAGAACUUGAAUCAUAACUAAUAGCUAAUCAUUUUUCAGGUCUCAAAAAAGAGAUCAUUUGGACAGCUGUACAUAAAAUGGAAAAUAAAAAGCUACUGUUUUACAUGAAUAGUUCAGACUUUUCUGUGCCAGAGCCAAGUAAUAACUAAAAUUAGAAUCUUAAUUUUUUGUGGUAAAAGGUCCAAGGCUCAUUUAAUUAUGUUCCUUUCUAUAAGAUUUUGUAUCCAAGUUUUCCACUAAGUAUUUUCAACUUUUGAUAAUGUAAGCAACUGAUAUAUUUAUUGUAUUAUAGGCCGACAAUUCAUCUUUCUUCCAGAUAUACAUUUAGAGAAAUGUGAAGUUGUUUGAAUGAAAAUUUAAACCAUUUGUGUCAUUGUGUGCUUUCAUAUUGAUGAACCAACUUAUGAUUUUGAACCUAUUUUUCCAUCAUUGACUUGUACCAAUACUUAUACUUUUCCUAUAAAGUUGAUGAUGGGAUUUGUCAGUUCAAUUUUUGAAAAAAAAUACUGAUAUGACUUUCAUUAAUAUUUUUAUAGUUUUCAGAAUUAGAGAUACAGUUAGGAAGGGAAAAGUUUUAGAUAACUUCUUUAUGUGUCUGUAGUAGUGUACGAUAAGAUAGAAGCAAAAUAUGAAGCAUUAUUAGUUCAUUAAAUAUUUAUAAUAAUUUUUACUUUUGCCUAUAUUAUGAAUUUAACUAAAAUAAAAUGUGAGUUGUAUAUUUUUUAAUUGAGUUGUUUCAAUAGUUGGGAGCAUCCUGCAACAACAUACUGAUUUUGAACUUUUUGAACUUGAACUGAGUAUGAUUUGAAAAUAAAUUAUGAAUAAAUUUUAAAUAUCUAAGC
Messenger RNA from Heterocephalus glaber (naked mole-rat), 4628 nucleotides. It is a transcript of the gene Gclm, whose product is annotated as glutamate-cysteine ligase modifier subunit. Gene Ontology annotation, biological process: glutathione biosynthetic process. Lineage: Eukaryota; Metazoa; Chordata; Mammalia; Rodentia; Bathyergidae. Gene Ontology annotation, cellular component: glutamate-cysteine ligase complex. The record is from RefSeq and is a predicted model, not a curated record. Gene Ontology annotation, molecular function: glutamate-cysteine ligase catalytic subunit binding; enzyme regulator activity.